Molecule: messenger RNA, 1595 nt
Organism: Pocillopora meandrina
Lineage: Eukaryota; Metazoa; Cnidaria; Anthozoa; Scleractinia; Pocilloporidae
Source: the annotation of a GenBank genome assembly
AUGAAUGUUCUGUGGGCAAUCAUUUGGUUUCUCGUUCUCUGGUUUCUCGCUUGGCCUGUUGGGUUCUUCUGUGCUGGAUGGUACGUGUGUUUGUCGCCGAUUGAAGCCUGCGUCGAUGCCAUCAAGGCCGUCACAGAGCUCCUUAUGAAGGGUGUAAUGUUACCGUUAGAGGUCGCAAAGCAUAUGGUAGAGGGUAAAGCUGGAUGGUGAUAAAAAAAGGGAAACCUAAGCUACUUGAAUUUCAUAUUGUUUCAAUAAACAAUUAGUGUAUUUAUAUGAGUUCUAAAAAUCUUUUCAUCAAUCUCAUUUAGUAAAAAAUUGUACAUUGAUAAAUUUUUUAUCUUAUGUCAGUUGUACUUUUAUUGAGAUUGCAACUAUGUAGCUACGCACAUGACCGGUAUUCGAAAAGCAUUCUCUUGUCACAGCAUAUUAGUUGUGGAUUCAUCUGUUUUUUAAGGGUUGUAUUUCUCUUUUUAUAGCAAAUGCGUUAGCCUCCUGCUUUAGUUGAGUUUGACUGUCAUUAAAUCACUAUCUCCCGUUGGUGUCGUCAGUAUUGCACUACCUUUCUAGAAAUUUUUUACAAGCAAAAAUAAAGCGAAAAAUUUAACUGAAACUGUACUCACUUGUCGAACGAUAUCAGUGUUAAAUGACAUAUUUGAUUCUCCAUUUGUGCAAUGUGGACUGCUCCUCUCUAUAAUUUAGGGCAAUGAAGGAGGGGUGUUUUUGUCCGAGCUGGAAAGGCUACCCUCCUACUUUAUUACUGAACAACUGCCCUAAGGGUCAGUACCGAUUACUGGGGGGGGUUGAGGAAAAUGCAUGGUUUUCAGGGGGGGACGGGGGGGGAGGAGUAAGUUGAUUCUAACAGAGUACUGGGAUGGCUAAGAAAAUUGACUGCUAAUAAGGGAGGAUCUUAAGAAUGUCGCACUCAGACUUGUCAAUGAACCAAAAAUAAAUUGACCCCAGGGAACAAUUCUAGAAUUUAAUAAAAAUGACCUGAGUUCAUUUUUUACAACCUAGAAUGUAGUCGACACCAGUCGAGACAAAAACAUAUUGACGACUGUUAACUCAACAUUUAAAUGGCUGUCGAAAAAUUUCUUCUUUCAGUAUAAAAAAGACCAUCCAAAUUCCUUCUUUCAGUACCAUCCAGCAGGGUGUCAUCUACGAAAUCUCUUGGUUUGCACAUCGAUCAAAAUAUGAACUGAUGAUGUCAUACACAGAACAUUUGCAAAAAGAGUGCUUCUGCAUUGGGCGCAAUCAAGCGAAUACGACAUCUUAUACCGUUUAAUAUAUUAAUUAAUGCAUAUGAUAGCCUAGUUCAGCCGUAUGUUAAUUAUUGUGGUGUUGUCUGGAGUGACUGUGGCAGUGGUCUCUCCGAAAAGCUUCAGAAGCUCCAAAAUCAUGCAGCCCGUAUUUUAAUGUGUACCAAUUAUGACUCUGAUAUCGAUGAAUUGUUCCGGGUACUGAGUUGGCGUAAACUCAAAUAUCAAAGAUUUGAAUCAGCUGCUGUUAUGAUGUACAAAUCUUUACAUGGGAUGACCCCUGAGUAUCUGAGUUCUAGAUUUGUGUUUCGGAACGACAUAACAUCAUAUCGAUAA